GGACGCUGCGUUUUUUCCUCAGAUGGGGCGGAUUUCGUAGUGCCUCGGUUGACAUUGUUGUUGUUGUGGGAGUCGGAAUGUAGUUUAUAGCAAAGCGUCAAGUCCAAGAGGAAAGUGUGAGUGUGAGGUUUGGAUUAACGCGUAGCAGAAGGAGCGAGUUUCGGUGCAGACUGAGUGAGAAAUUUGCUGGAAGAGGGAACUGGAAUGGGACCGUGAGGAGGAGAUUUGUUCUGCGAGGCCGAGCUGAAGGUAACGCAGACAACGGAGGAGGCUGUUAGCAUUGAGGCUAAUAACGGUGUUGUAGCUGUAGUGGUGUUGAUCGCGGGCUGUAGGAGAGUUGCUCUCCUGUUCCUUUCCGCUGCCCCGAUGUCCCCCUGCAGCGCCGUCGCUUCAUGAUCACAUGACCCUGGAUAUGGACGCAGUCCUGUCCGACUUUGUCCGCUCUACAGGAGCCGAACCCGGACUGGCUAGAGACCUGCUGGAGGGUAAGAACUGGGACCUGACGGCCGCCCUGAGCGAUUUCGAGCAGCUGAGGCAGGUGCAUGCUGGGAGUCUGUCCUACUCUUUUCCAGAAGAGAGGGAACAGACGCUGACGGAGCACAAGGACAUGACGAGAGUGGGACGGCCGCUGCUGCACCGACAGGACGACGUGGUACAAGGUGAAGGCUCCCUGCACUCGGAUACGCGCACCGCCGCUCUCACGCCAUCGGAACAAAACGCAGAAAUAAACCCCGCCACAGAGAAGCGUCUGUCUCGAGGGAUCUCUCACGCCAGUUCCACCAUCGUGUCUCUUGCUCGCUCUCACGUUUCCAGCGUAGGAGGUAGUGGCAUUGGGACCGAGAUGCUCCUGGACACCCCCGUCUGCACAUUCCAGCUGCCGGACCUCACCGUGUACCGCGAAGAUUUCCGUGGCUUCAUCGAGCGAGACCUCAUCGAGCAGUCCAUGAUGGUGGCCCUCGAGCACGCAGGCCGGCUAAACUGGUGGACGAAGCUGGGUUCAGGAUGCCAGAGUCUGUUGCCGUUGGCUACCAGUGGGGACGGGAACUGCCUCCUUCAUGCCGCCUCUCUGGGUAUGUGGGGUUUCCACGAUCGAGACCUGAUGCUGCGGAAGUCUCUGUACGCCCUGAUGGACCACGGCCAGGAGAGAGAGGCGCUGAAGCGCAGGUGGAGGUGGCAGCAGACCAUGCAGAACAAAGAGUCAGGGCUGGUGUACACCGAGGAGGAAUGGCAGAAGGAGUGGAAUGAACUGUUGAAGUUGGCCUCCAGUGAACCCAGGAUACACUACAGCACUAACAGCAGCAACGGCGCCGAGUCGCAGGAGGAACCUGUGUAUGAGAGUCUGGAGGAGUUCCAUGUGUUUGUUCUGGCUCAUGUUCUCCGUAGGCCCAUAGUCGUGGUGGCCGACACCAUGCUGAGAGACUCGGGAGGAGAGGCUUUUGCCCCGAUUCCAUUUGGUGGGAUUUAUCUACCCCUGGAGGUCCAGGCUCACAAGUGUCACCGCUCGCCGCUGGUCCUGGCCUACGACCAAGCGCAUUUCUCUGCCCUGGUUUCCAUGGAGCAAAAGGACGGUUCCAAAGAACAAGUGGUGAUUCCUCUGACAGACUCGGAUUAUAAGAUGCUUCCCGUGCACUUCGCUGUGGAUCCUGGCAAGGACUGGGAGUGGGGCAAAGACGACGUGGACAACGUGAUGCUCGCUAGUGUCACUUUAUCUCUGGAGGCGAAGCUCCACCUGCUACACACCUACAUGAACGUAACAUGGCUUCCUUUGCCGUGUGAGGUACAGCAGGCUCCUCUGGCCCAGCCCGAGUCUCCGACCGCCUCGGCCGGAGAGGACGCCCGCACGCCUCCCGACUCUGGUGAAUCCGAUAAAGAGUCUGUGAGCAGCAGCUCCAACGGAAAUGGGGACAGCAGCGCAACAGGCAGCAGCAGCGGAACAGCAGGUAAAUCCUCCAGCUCCUCGAGUUCGUCCAGCAGCGGCUCAACCGGAACGAUGGGUAAGGAGAAGAACAAAAAGGACAAAGAAAAGGACAAAGAUAAAGAUAAGAAGAGGGCAGACUCAGUGGCCAACAAGCUGGGAAGCUUUGGUAAGAGUUUGGGCAGCAAGCUGAAGAAGAACGUGGGUGGACUGAUGACAGGAAAAGCUGCGGCAGGUGGACCAGGAAAACCUGAAGGUGCAGAGAAGAAAAAAGGGUCCCUUCGCGGACGCAAAGACAGCAAGGACGGAAAAGACGGCUCUUCCUCGACCAAUCCCGGCUCGGAGGACUCGGGCAAAGGCUCUCCGUCCUCGCAGAACGGAAACAGCAGUUCGGAAGGAGACUCGUACAAGUACAGUGCUGACGUAAAGGCGAGUCUGAACAUCCUGCGAGCAGCUAUGCAGGGUGAAAGACGCUACAUUUUUGCCGGCCUUCUGACUACAAGCGAUAGGCAGCCGUACCAGGAAGAGAUGAUUCAGCGAUACCUUUUGGAUGCUGAGGAACGUUUUCGUGCAGAGCAGGAGCAGAAAAGGGAGGCCGAGCGCAAAGCGGUAAUAAAUGGAGCCCAAGCCAAGAAAGAGCAGUCAGAAUCUGGCUUCCGUGGCUUUGACGGAAAAGAGGAUGCGACCGAAGCGCCGCAUCCCCAUUAUAACACCAUCAAAUCACCCUCUUUUACCCCAUCACUCUAUACAGGUGUUGUGCCCAUUCCUAGAGCCAACUUCCUGGAACACUCACCCUCGCCACUCCCCCAGCACCUUCACAUUUCCGGUUACAUGGACACCCGCCGCCAGCUAGCUGGUGGCUCACCAUCCACCUACCCAGGCCUGCCGUCCUACGCCACCCUACCACGCCACUGCCCCUUGAGCCAAGGCCCCGUCCAUGCUCACACUCAUUACCAUCCACCAACCCCUAGCUGUGCAGCACCUUGCUUCUCAUCCGCUUACAACCAUCCGCAGGAUAUACCAGAGCUCCACAGUGAGUCGGUUGCUGGCGCGUAUGCCAACGGCUUGCUAUCAGGACUGGACAGCCGAGGUGGGCCGCCACCGGUCAGGCACUAUUCUCUGGGCAGCGCUGGUGGAUUGGCAAGCCUGCAGUCAACCCGGUGCCGAACACCGACCUGCAAUUAUUACGGACACCCAGAAACCUGCAAUUACUGCUCGUACUGCUACAGAGAGGAGCUGAAAAGAAGAGAAACUGACACAGCCAUGCACAGGUUCUAAGGUGGAACCACAUUUACCCUGGUACCUUGUAGCGCUGUCUUCUCCACGUGAGACUCAGCAGGUCUCAAGUAGGAUUUCAACGGGGCCUUCCUGUGCCGUCGUGAAGGGACUACGAUUAGUCGACACUAAGGGGAUGGGCGCAAAGUCAGGAGUCCGUACCUCUGUUGCUUUUGCAGUGGAUUUUAGGCGGUAGAUUUGUUGUCGGCGCCGUCGUGCCGUUCUUACUUGCUAUGUCACCGUCGCGACACUUCGCGAUCGCGACGAGUAUCGAGGCAGUCUUUUUUUCGUCCUGGGUGGGGCAGACUUGUGCUGCAUUGAGUAAAAGACAUGACAUGCAAAAUAUUUGACAUGAAGCACAACCAGAAGAUGCACAUGUGUACAGCUUCACAUUUACUAGACUUUCAGUGACUCUUGGGGGAAUGUUGGCAUGGGAUGAAUAAGGUUUUAGUAGAACCCAUUUUGCCAUAUGAUUGUAGAGAAAAGGUUUUUUUUGUUUGUUUGUUUGUUUUUUUUCUCCUCCCCCAAUGUUUCAGCUCUGCCCCAAAGCCAUGUCCUAACAGGAUCCUUCUGACCAUUUUUGGCAUCUCCAAAACUUUUCCAGUCAAAGGUCUGACUGUAUAGUGACUUGUUGUAGGUGAAGGUGAGGCGUGAAUCUAGCAGGUACAGAAAGCAGUUAACGUCGUGUCCACAUCGGAAAGACGCUCGUUAAGACGGCGUAUGAAUUUCUCAGAAUUAACGACACUAGUUCAUCCUGCUGUAAUCAUCUCCUGAAGUCUUUAGAUAUUGUUACCCUCAACUAAAGUACCCUAAGGUUUGAGGAAUAUUUUUGAAAUCCUCUGAAGCUAAAUCCCACCUGUAGGGCAAAUAGAAAUAGCAAGACGUGCUGUUUUUUUGACUGUUUGUUUGUUUUUUUCCCCCCUAAAUAAUAAAAGGUGCAUCAGUGGACUUUUCUCUGCACAAAGUCAAGCACUUUUCUAAUCCUGACAUCGUGUGUUUUUCUUUGGUGUGACGAUAACGAAGACGUUCGACUGUUCUGUUCACCAUCAGACGGCGUGUCGGUGAGACCCCGUGGAGGAGCUCAGCUCUGAUUUGACUCGACCUCGCUGUUUCCUAGUUGCCUUUCCUAGUCUCGCUCCGGUCCUUAUCGAGAUUAUUGGAACAUGUACAGGUUAAUUUCUCAAAGCACCGGUGAAAUCUAGUUUUUCUUUAGUAGGCACGUGUCCAUAAUGAAAAACCACAGCAUCGGAAUUCUGAAAUAAUUUAGCGUGUUUAAAUGAGACGAACUUCCGAAAAGCUAGUAAAAUGUGUGAAUAAUGCUAAUAAACCCUAAUAAACAAAUAGUAAAUUAUUUAAAAAAAAAAAAAAUCCCAGGUACUCGAUUCUCUGUACACCGAAUACCACUUUCACUACAAACCUGAAAGAAAGAAAGAAAGAAAGAAAGAAAGAAAGGAAGGAAAAAAACAACAAAAACAAAUGUCUGUCUUUAUUUAAAAACGUUCUUGUUCGCCUGCUGGUCUCAUCCCGUCGACUCGUCGUCGUCGGUCAGCGCGCGAGAGCUGAAGAGAUCGACCGUCGUAGUCGAAAACGAACAAGAGAGCACCGUCGAUCUUUAAAAAAAAAAAAAAACGGCCAUAACGAACGAGUGUACAGCCUGUAGGACGGUUCCUCGGUAUAAUCCUGCGUGUUGUACUGUGUGUAAUGUAGUCCGUCGUACUGCGUCUGAGCAACAAAAAAAAGAAAAAGCUUCAAAGUGAACACACUUACUCAUUUCUCUGAACUAUGCUUUAGUGCUUUAAAUAUUAGUGAACGGUGCUGCUGAGAUUCUUGGGCUCGCUAAGCGCUAAGCUCCAGAACCUGAAGAUGUUCUCCUGCACUGCUCUGCUAUAUGCAAUAAUUCAGUUUUCUGUUGACCAAAAAACUGCAUCAGUACUGUUCUUGUGACCCCUUAAAGUGGCGACAAUGUUAAUACACCGUGAACGAUUCUGAUUGUAAGAUGAGCUACAGGGAAGGUUUUUUUUUUUUCUCCGUUAACGUGAUUCGCUGUUUUGUCCAGUGGAGGGCGCAGUUGUGUAGUUAGUUCUUCAGUAUUUCGUUUGUUACAUGGCUGAGAAAACACCAAAAGGUGCCAGUAAUUAUUAUUAAUAACCCAGGACCCUAAAAAGUGCUUCAGAUUUCUAAACUCUAGGGAUGCACCGGUUUCCAUCUUAAUCUCCAUCUCUUUUAGCUGAGUUUCUGUAGGUUUCAGGUGAGAGCAACUGCCUAGAGAAGUAACAUUACCGACAGUCUUAGAUUCAAGGCUUCUUUAAAGGCUCUGUAAGGGUUCUUUAAAGGCUCUUUAAGGGUUCUGUAAGGGUUCUUUAAAGGCUCUGUAAGGGUUCUUUAAAGGCUCUGUAAGGGUUCUUUAAAGGCUCUGUAAGGGCUCUUUAAAGGCUCUGUAAGGGUUCUUUAAAGGCUCUUUAAGGGUUCUUUAAAGGCUCUUUGCUUCCUGAAAGGUUUCUAACACUGAAACCCUCGUUGUUGGACUCUAUGUAGAACCUUUAAGGGUCCCUACAAAUUUCCACGCGUAUUUACAUAUUUAUACGCAGAUCUUUUUCAUUCUUCCAUCUGAACACAAAGGAGUUUAUUUGUAAAUCAUCCAUUUACACGAGACAUUCGGUAUCGACCGUCUACCAGUUAUUUAAUAUCCUACGUUUCACUCGUGAUUUUGAGUAAACGUACGUAUAAGGAAGCUCUCGGUAACGUGACCCGUCAAAACCGCGUCGUCGACGACGAGUUACUGUGAGUUUUUAAUUUAUUUAUCUAUCACACGGUCCGGUUUCAUUUCUUACUGUUACACAGCGGUUUAAUGAACAUUCUGUCGAACUCGGUCGCUUCACACAAACGAUUCUGAUAAAAUAAAUAAUUAAUAACGUUGCCCUAUAAAAGGAUCGAGGCGUCGCCGUCACCAGUUACGUGGCAUUUUCAGGGUUUCAGUGAGCAUUUUAUGAGUGUGGCUAAUCGGAAGUCAGCUUUGUUUUGUUUUUUUGUUUUUGUUUUUUUAACAUUUAUUGGUGAAAAUCAGUAUGGAAAUCUGGCACGAUUUUAUUUUUCCCGGUUUCACAUUUACACACACACCUGAACCUGGUGGUCCUGAGGCUUGUAUACAUUCAGCUAUACUGUUGUAUAUUUUAAUACCUAAGCAUUUAAAUGCUUAGCUAUUAAGUUACCAGCUGGUCAACUAAAGCUCACUGCUUGCUUCUGUACAUUUAUUCUGGUGUAUUAGUCAGGAGGAUUUUGUGUAGGUUACAAAGAAUGUCCUUAAACUUGUUUGAGAUUUUUAUUAUUUUUUAAAAAGAUUUUUUUUUUUUUUCCCCCCAAAUCCAGUCCAAUAUCCAACAACAUGUGAGCAAAGCUGUGUGUGUGUGUGUGUGUGUGUGUGUGUGUGUGUGUGUGUGUGUGUGUGUGUGUGUGUGUGUAAAAGUCCACUUAAAAGUAUUACAAGUACCACAAACUCGUCCCCACCAAAAACAAUCCAGCUGAGCGUUUGUUUGUUUUUUUCUUUCCAUUUCUCCGUUGUUUCUUGCUGUAGCUAACAUUCGUCUUAACACAACGCACUAUCACUAAACCUUUUUUUCUUGUAUUUAAAAACAAAAACAAAGACGGCGGUUGUACAAAUACGUUCGAGUUAUUUUUGUACAGUGAGAGCAGUUUUACAGUGUUUCUAACAAUGAGAAUGUACAGGGUUCGUGGGACACUGAGGAAAGAGAAGGGAUGAAGCAGUCAGUAUUCGUGUGUGUGUGUGUGUGUGUGUGUGUGUGUGUGUGUGUGUCUGUGUGUGUGUGAGAGAGAGAGACGGAGAGAGAUUUACAGGCUGACCAACAGGAGCCUCUUCAGUGCUCUGGGCUCUCGUGCAAACACUAAUUUCUUCUAAAAGACCUAAAAUGCUAUGAUUUUGAAUAUGUAUAUUUAUAAUAAGAAUUUUUUUCCUAAAGGUUUUUUUUUCUUUUUUCUUUCCUUCCUUCCAAAACUAGGGUGUUCUUUCUUAGCUCGGUGUCUCUGACAGGCCUCCAGACUUUUCAUUUCGACUCAGCAAGCUUCAUUUUGUUUUGGUGUAACAGACUUGACUAUUUUUAUACUGUAUAUUUUAACGUGUGACCGAACGCCGUUCAUCAGCCUCCACCCGUUUGCAUGAGACUGAACCUGGUGCAUGUACAGAUGCAAUUUAUUCAACCAAAUCUUUUAUUUUUCUGGUUAAUCGGGCAAAUUUGGGUCUGUUAUUUCCGUUUGCGUUACGAGGCAGGCACCGGCUGUGUGAUGAUGCAAUCUACAUGGAAAGAACAUCUGGUUUUUAUGUUUUUGUUUUAUUAUUAUUAUUUUUUUUUUCCUUUUGCACAGUUCGAAUAAAAUUCUUAUUGUAUUUAAA
This is a messenger RNA of Tachysurus fulvidraco (yellow catfish), 7595 nucleotides long. RefSeq names its product OTU deubiquitinase 7B (gene otud7b). Bases 401 to 3193 code for a protein of 930 amino acids. Gene Ontology annotation, molecular function: zinc ion binding; DNA binding; cysteine-type deubiquitinase activity. Gene Ontology annotation, biological process: protein K48-linked deubiquitination; protein deubiquitination involved in ubiquitin-dependent protein catabolic process; protein K63-linked deubiquitination. The transcript has 12 exons. Gene Ontology annotation, cellular component: cytoplasm; nucleus. Lineage: Eukaryota; Metazoa; Chordata; Actinopteri; Siluriformes; Bagridae. The record is from RefSeq and is a predicted model, not a curated record.